AUGGUGACGAUAUGCCUUGAGAACUGGCUAGCAGCACAGCGCGUCACGAAAGUACAAGGGACUGGCGGGAUCAUUCUCUUAGCUGGCUUCGUUCCUGUAUGCUGGUUCCUGGUUCAGCCACUUUCUUUGGGAAUCAAUGGCGCCGCCAUCGCAACCUCUUUGGGGCAUUUGUUCCUGAUGCUCUGGAUGGUAGCUCAGACCUUCCUCGCCAUGCGCUCUUCCCUGAAGAUGUCGUGGCAGGGCCCCUCCCGCCGGGCCUUUGCAGACUGGUACCCCUUCCUCCGCUUGGCCGUGGCAAGCCUGUUCGUGAUCUCCAAGCGCUGGGCUUCCGAGAUCAUCGUCUUGCUGGCUGGGACCCUUCCAGAUCCAGAGGCCAACCUGGCAGCCAUGACCAUCUUUGCCAACACCUGCUUGCUUCUGUCAAUGCCGCCCCUGAGCUUGGGCUGUGCCGGGAACACGCGCGUCAGCAACGAGCUCGGUGCUGGGUCCCCCUGCGCAGCUCACUUUGCGGCCAAGGUGAACUACAGUUUGGGACUAUGCUUGGCCUCCGUGCUUUCUGCGGCAAUGCUGGCGGGCCGGUGCAUAUGGAUCCACCUGAUCACUUGCGAUCAUGAGGUCCUGCAUCAUACAAAGCAGAUUCUCCUCAUCUGCCCCCUCUACGUGGCCCUGGACUGCAUGUGCACAGUGACGAAUGGUACCUUGAAGGGCUGUGGGCGCCAACUGCUCUUGGCGCCUGUUGUCUCAGCGUCCUACUUCCUCAUCGGCAUACCCUCCGCCUGGCUCUUUGCUUGGCCAGGCCAAAUGAGUGCAAGAGGCUUAGCCCUCGGAUCCUCUAUCGGCACCUUCGCUCACUGCGUGGCCGUGUCAGUAAUCUUGUGGACCACCAACUGGGUCCUCAUGUCGCGGGUAGCCAGGGAGCGAGCGCAAGCAAAGCCCCUGCUUCUGCGCUGA
Symbiodinium natans is the source of this 951-nucleotide messenger RNA. The record is from the annotation of a GenBank genome assembly. NCBI's taxonomy places the organism in Eukaryota, Dinophyceae, Suessiales, Symbiodiniaceae.